AUGCAACAUCUUCUGUUCAGCGUUCGUCCUCAAGAUCGACCUCCACUGAAUCUGCGACUAGUAUGUGGUGAAAUAGAGCUCCCGCAAAAGUCUGAAAAGUUACCCGGCAAAGGCAUUCUGCGCCGCGACUGGCCGUCGAAAUAUUUGGAAAGGGUUCCAGCAUUGAUUGUGCUAUUCCUUGAUCUUGAUUGGGAUCACUCGUCGUGGAAUGAGAAAAAAACUGAAGCCGAGAGCAAAUGCGCUAGCCUCCGAUCCAGUGCGGGACAUUCGAGCAGAUUGGCUGUGGUUCUGCUGCAACAAAGGUCUGUUCCAACUUCGGGUGAUGAUCCGUUAGCUACAGAACGUGCACACGAACUAUGCCAGAUAUGUCAUCUAACGCCUCGCCAGCUUUUCGUUGUACCUAUGCUGGGUGAUCUUACGGGUUAUGUCGCAAAAUUAGAGUCUGCCUUCCAUGAAUUAGCACAAGGUUUCUAUCAACAAAAGUUGAAGACGAUCCGUGCCCGUUCUAUUCCUAACAAUUCUCCGGCUUUGGUCGUUCGACAAUUGUUUAAAUUGGCCUUCAUUUCUGAGCUACGACAGGAUACCCACACAGCGUAUCGGAAUUAUCGCCUAGCAUACGAACAUUGCAAGGAUCAUGUGGAAAGCUGGGAUGCUGUUGAUAUUUUCGAAUGGCGCAGCGUUGUUGGUUUGCUCAACUACAAAAUUUGUGAGUUGUGUUUUCUGCAUAAUAUGGCCGUGGAGGCGAUCAAUCAAAUGCGCCGUCAUCAAGCGGUCUUCUUUGCCGGUCCCACCGGUGUCUAUCCGACACCUCAAUUAGCAAACAUUGAGUUGCAGUUGUGGAACGCAAAGCAGUGUUGGCAUUUUGCGCAGCUUUUUGAGCAAGCUGUCGUUAGUGGGCUGACCGCUUUGGCCACUUUGAAUCCAGGCACACAUCUUGACUUGGCUGCAUCUCUUUACUCAGCCGUUAACAAAAAUAUAUUGGCGCUUAAAAAGAGUAAUCCAGUAAUGAAGCCCUAUCCAGUUCCUGAUCCAAUGGCCAAUAAUCAGAGUACUGUGUUCUUCGGUCAACGUCCAUGGAGAAUCGGCUAUGAUGGACUUGCUCCACCCAGUGUGGAAGAAGAUGCUGUUACUGCCAUCCUGCAUCGACUGGUCGUUAACUAUGAAGGCGUUAUUUCUCUGUUAAAUGCAGCGAUGGCUCAGUUCAAGAAAUACGGUUGUUUCCGUAUGUAUCGUAAAGGAAUAAUUGAGAAAGCUAACGUUUACUAUUGGAGUGGUGAUUUGGUACGUGCGUUACAGCUUUGGGUAGCUGUCGUGAGAGAAGGCAUUCCACCUGCUGUGCGGUUAGACAUUCUGCAAAAAGCGAUCAGUGCUGCCUACUGCAUAGCCUCUCUCAAGGACUACGUCUGGUGUUGUGUUCAAUUAAUGUUGAACUCCCCAGCAGCUGAGGAUGGACUACGUGCGGUGCUUCAGUGCCAGCCACCUGCACCACCGUUCUCACAGAAUGAUGUGACACCAGCGCAGAUGAUUCAGUAUCAACACAACUGGGCAAAGGUCUUCACUGAGCACCAAUUCUUCAGCAUACAGGCUUCCCACCUUGACACCUUUGUGACUGUCCAGGCAGCAUUUCUUGAAGACGAUGCUGUGCGGAUGGACGCAAAAGUUCCGGUUCGUAUCUGCCUGAAAUCGUCAGCUAUGCAUCCGAUCAGUUUGUCGGCCGUGGUCAUCGGCUGCGAUGUUGAACGACGGCGCCGUGCCGCCGCUACGGUUGCGGAUGUCGCGCCAUUUAUACAAGCUUCACGGCAGUCGAUCACACUGGAGCCUCAAAAGAAAACCACCGUAAUUGUUAUGCUCGACCUGUCCACAGCGCAGAUUCAGAAAGGGCAAACGCUAUGGAUCACACGGGUUUCCUUGGAGUUGGGCGACCGUCAUUCCAAAAUGUUCGGUCAGUUGGAGUACAACUUUGACCACACGCCGUCGUUACAAUCACAACGCCCACGAUCCGAAUUUGGGUGCAGUUCCUUAAAGAUUGCCGCCUCCGAUGGUGAGUUGGUAGCGAAUGCGGCUACAACUCGCGUGAACUGUCUGGUCGCGGAAAUUGCUGCCACUACGCUUGAGUUGAAGAAUACGUGCAACUGCAGAGUGGAGUCCGUUCGACUGGAUUUCAAGCGUAACGAACAACAGACAACUGAAGCAAUAGCAGUUUUUGUUUGUCGAUUGUCGGAUGAGAAUGACGAACUUCGUUCCGAGCUUACGAUAGUAGGAGCGCAAUGUGUGGAAUCUGGGGAGAUGAUUCAUAUUCCCGUUCGGUUUUCUGCGCAACUUGUUGGAAAUAUCGAUUUGGAGUUGGAGGCAAGCUACCUGCUUUUUGGUGAGACUCGACGUCGAACAGGCCGAAUCCAUCUUAGCAUCACCGCCCGAGAGCCAUUCGGCGUGAAGAGUGGUGUGCUUAGUAUGAAUGGGCUCCCGUUGGCCUCUAUUCUUAACCACAGCGAGCAUGUGAUCAAAGCUGAUGUCACGGCCAAUGCUAACAUUAUUAUUACUCACGUUGAAUGGCUCCUGGCUGAUGUCAUAUCACCGGUUGGAGAGCAGGUUUGCGCAAAGUCAACCGAAGAUUGCCUAAUGGAAAGCGAGGUGAUCAGCUACUGCUGUGCUGUCACCAUUAAUGCCUCCGAGGAUGACAUGGAGACACCGCUAGGGCGGUUAGCGAUUGAGUGGAAACGGGCGGACGGCAUGAGUACCGUAAGAUCAGUGGUGCCCUUAUGUCGGGUGCCGUUGAUACAAUGUCCUAUAACAAUCAGCGGUACGCUACUGGAUCCGCGAGCGGCUACCGUAAGGAAUCCGAUUCGAGUGGCGUAUUCAAUAAAGAGUCAUUCUAAAGAGGUAAUCAGCGUGCUGGGGUAUCCUCAAACUACUCUCAUUAUCAGAGCAUUACAUGGGUAG
This is a messenger RNA of Ostertagia ostertagi, 2940 nucleotides long. Lineage: Eukaryota; Metazoa; Nematoda; Chromadorea; Rhabditida; Trichostrongylidae. The record is from the annotation of a GenBank genome assembly.